UUCGCUUCUUUUCUGCACAAAAUGCGCAUCCACAAUGGAAAUAAAUAAAUACAACUCCAUGUCCUGCUAGAUAUUAUGCCUACAGCGUUUAUCCAAUCAUUCUGAUUCGCGGUUUCAACGAGGUUAUCACUGCACAGAGUGGUCAACGAGAAUUCUAUCAUGGUCCUAACAUUAUACAAAAUGGACGCCAGUCCCCCUGUGCGGGCGGUAUACAUGGUUAUCGAAGGCCUUAAAAUUCCUAAUGUGAAAUAUGUUGAAACUGACCUAUUGGCCGACGAGCAUCUAAAGGAUGAGUUUCUAAAGAUGAAUCCACAGCACACGAUACCACUCCUGACGGAUGGAAACUUUCAAAUUUGGGAUAGUCAUGCAAUAAUAACGUAUUUGAUGAAUAAAUACGGCAAAAACUCUUCAUUGUAUCCAACUGACCCAGAAAAGAGGGCUCUUGUGGACUUAAAACUGCAUUUCGACAGCGGCAUCCUAUAUCCGGCUUUGAGAGAAAACGAUGAGCCUAUAUUCUUCGGGACCGCCACAUCUCUAAAGCCUGAAGGUGUUGCUAAGAUCAAAUCGGCUUAUGAUUUCACGGAGAAGUUUUUGACUGGAGUUCAUUGGCUGACUGGAAAUGAAUUGACAAUCGCAGACAUGAGUUGUGUAGCAACUGUCAGCACUCUUAAUGAACUGGUACCAAUUGAUGAAAAAUUAUAUCCAAACAUAACCGCUUGGAUAAAACGUUGUUCAGAAUUCGAUUUUUACAAGAAAGGGAACCAGCCAGGCCUUUUGGAGUUCCGCAGACUGCUGAAAGAAUAUCUGCACUUUAUGAAUGCCGGAAGACGCUGGACGCAGGUCGCCUCCAACAGCCGUAUCUACUACAUAUAUAUACACACGGUUGGCUCGAUAACGGUCACAAUACGUCUUAUACAAAACGGCUGCAGCGGCCAGUGGCACUUCGGUCCACAACUUGAAGCGGUUCGAUCGUCUCUGCGAAUAAGCGAGCUCGGAUUUUCAUUUGAACAAAAUCUAAAAGAUAUAACAAUGGGUUUGACAGUAUACAAAAUCGACUCUAGUUCCCCUGUAAGGUCAGUGUUUAUGACCAUUGAAGCCUUAAAUAUCCCAGAUGUUGACUAUGUGAAUGUCAACUUGUUGGAAGGAGAACAGCACAAAGAAGAAUUUACGAAGUUGAAUCCUCAACACACGGUUCCGCUUUUAAAAGAUGAUGACUUUUGCGUUUGGGACAGUCACGCCAUUGCUGUAUAUUUGGUGACCAAAUAUGGAGCCGACGAUUCUCUUUACCCAGCUGAUCCGAAAAAGAGGGCCGUCAUUGAUCAACGUCUCCACUUUGAUAGUGGGAUUCUGUUUCCAGCUUUACUGGAGGCUGUCCUACCAGUGUUCUACAAAGGAGAGAAAUCGUUCAGACCCGAACACCUGGAGAGGAUCACGAAGGGUUACGAAUUCGCUGAGAAGUUCUUGGCUUCAUCACAAUGGCUUGCUGGUGACCAGAUAACGUUGGCAGAUAUUUGCUGCGUGUCUUCCAUCAGCACCAUGGACGAAAUUAUCCCCAUAGACAAGGAUUUAUACCCCAACCUCGCGGGCUGGUUAAAACGAUGCGGGGAACAAGAGUUCUAUAAGAAGGGCAAUGAACCCGGCUUGGGACAAUUCCGGGAUCUCAAGAAAUUGAAAUUGGCCUAAGGCUCAAGAUCUGCUCAGCAGUUUGUUCAUGCCUUUGAAUACUGCUUUUACUAAUAUUUCGCGUUGCAUUUAUUAAAGUAAUACCUAUAUGACUAAAUUGAUUAAAAAUAUUUCUAAGACAUCUUUAUCAUUAACAUUAAACGAUUAUAUAAA
This is a messenger RNA of Helicoverpa armigera (cotton bollworm), 1836 nucleotides long. RefSeq lists its product as uncharacterized. Lineage: Eukaryota; Metazoa; Arthropoda; Insecta; Lepidoptera; Noctuidae. Gene Ontology annotation, molecular function: glutathione transferase activity. The record is from RefSeq and is a predicted model, not a curated record. Bases 160 to 1683 code for a protein of 507 amino acids. The transcript is spliced from 13 exons. Gene Ontology annotation, biological process: glutathione metabolic process.